Molecule: messenger RNA, 5470 nt
Organism: Propithecus coquereli (Coquerel's sifaka)
Lineage: Eukaryota; Metazoa; Chordata; Mammalia; Primates; Indriidae
Gene: COL14A1
Product: collagen, type XIV, alpha 1
Exons: 41
Coding region: 19-4677 (1552 amino acids)
Molecular function (GO): protein binding
Source: RefSeq, a predicted model, not a curated record
UAAAAAGCAGAAAAUAAAAUGAAGAUUUUUCAGUGCAAGAUGCGGUACUGGCUGCUUCCCGCUCUUUUGGCUGUUGCAUAUUUCUGCACCAUCGUCCAGGGUCAAGUGGCUCCACCUACAAGGUUAAGAUAUAAUGUAUUAUCUCAUGACAGUAUACAGAUUUCAUGGAAAGCGCCAAGAGGGAAAUUUGGUGGAUACAAACUUCUUGUGACUCCAGCUUCAGGUGGAAAAACUAAUCAGUUGAAUCUCCAGAACACUGCAACUAAAGCAAUUAUUCAAGGUCUUAUGCCAGACCAGAAUUACACAGUUCAAAUUAUUGCAUACCAUAAAGACAAAGAAAGCAAGCCGGCUCAAGGCCAAUUCAGAAUUAAAGAUUUAGAAAAAAGAAAGGAUCCAAAGCCCAGAGGCAAGGUUGUGGACAAAGGAAAUGGGAGUAAAGCAUCUUCACCAGAAGAAGUGAAAUUUUUCUGUCAAACUCCAGCCAUUGCUGACAUUGUAAUCCUGGUCGAUGGUUCAUGGAGUAUUGGAAGAUUCAACUUCAGAUUGGUUCGUCUUUUCUUGGAAAACCUGGUUACAGCAUUCAACGUGGGCUCAGAGAAGACACGAAUCGGGGUGAAAAAUGCGGACCUGAAUGAACUGCAGGAGAUCGCCUCAGAACCGGACAGCACCCAUGUGUACAACGUUGCUGAAUUUGACCUGAUGCACACGGUUGUAGAGAGUCUGACAAGGACUGUCUGCUCCAGAGUGGAAGAACAGGACAGGGAAAUUAAAGCCUCAGCCCUUGCCACCAUUGGGCCACCUACAGAAUUGAUUACUUCUGAAGUCACUGCCAGAAGCUUUAUGGUUAACUGGACUCAUGCCCCAGGAAGAGUGGAAAAAUACAGAGUUGUGUAUUAUCCCACCAGAGGUGGAAAACCAGAGGAGGUGGUGGUGGAUGGAAGUGUAUCUUCCACAGUGCUGAAAAAUUUAAUGUCUUUAACUGAGUAUCAGAUAGCAGUCUUUGCAAUAUAUGCCCACACUGCUAGUGAAGGCCUACGGGGAACUGAAACUACACUUUCUUUGCCCAUGGCAUCCGACCUUGAACUGUACGAUGUGACUGAGAACAGUCUGCGGGUCAGAUGGGACGCAGUACCUGGGGCCUCAGGGUACCUGAUCCUUUAUGCUCCUCUAACAGAGGGUCUGGCUGGGGAUGAAAAAGAGAUGAAAAUUGGAGAGACCCACACAGAUAUUGAAUUGAAUGAGUUGUUGCCCAAUACUGAAUACACAGUCACAGUUUAUGCCAUGUUUGGAGAAGAGGCCAGCGAUCCUGUUACAGGACAAGAAACAACAUUGCCUUUAAGUCCACCAAGAAACCUGAGAAUCUCCAAUGUUGGCUCUAACAGUGCUCGGUUAACCUGGGAUCCAACUUCAAGAAAGAUUAUUGGUUAUCGAAUUGUGUAUAACAACGCAGAUGGCACUGAGAUCAAUGAGCAAAAGAUUCCUCAAAGAGCCUGUGCUUCCUACAGCCCCCCGGGAGCUGCUGGAGUUUUGGCUUUCUUGCCUUCUCAUUUCCCUGACAAAAUUCUCCUUCCUGGGCUUACAGAGGAAGUUCCAGCCCAGCAAUACUUGGAAAUUGAUGAGGUGACGACAGACAGUUUUAGGGUGACCUGGCAUCCCCUUUCUGCUGAAGAAGGGCUACACAAGUUGAUGUGGAUUCCAGUCUAUGGGGGGAAGACUGAGGAGGUUGCCCUAAAAGAAGAGCAGGACUCAUAUGUCAUUGAAGGCCUGGAGCCUGGCACGGAGUAUGAAGUUUCACUGUUGGCUGUGCUUGACGAUGGGAGUGAGAGUGAGGUGGUGACUGCUGUCGGGACCACGCUUGACAGUGUUUGGACAGAACCAGCUAUGACCAUAGCACCUACCAGCCCUGUGACUUCAGUUUUCCAGACAGGAAUCAGAAACCUGGUUGUAGGUGAUGAAACCACUUCCAGCCUGCGGGUAAAAUGGGACAUUUCUGACAGCAAUGUGCAGCAGUUUAGGGUGACCUACCUGACAGCUCAAGGGGACCCUGCGGAAGAAGUGGUAGGAAUGGUCAUGGUGCCUGGAAGCCAGAACAAUCUCCUUCUGAAGCCUCUGCUUCCCAACACUGAAUACAAAGUCACGGUGACUCCCAUCUACACAGAUGGAGAAGGCGUCAGUGUCUCUGCCCCUGGAAAAACCUUGCCAUCCUCUGCUCCCCAAAACUUACGGGUGUCAGAGGAAUGGUAUAACCGGUUGCGAAUUACAUGGGAUCCACCAUCUGCCCCUGUAAAGGGCUAUAGGAUUGUCUACAAACCCGUCAGUGUUGCAGGCCCAACACUGGAAACUUUUGUGGGAGCUGACAUUAACACCAUUCUUAUCACAAACCUCCUCAGCGGAAUGGAUUACAACGUGAAAAUAUUUGCCUCCCAGGCCUCCGGCUUCAGCGACGCCCUGUCAGGCCUGGUGAAGACAUGGUUCUUGGGUGUGACCAAUCUCCAAGCCAACCAGAUUGAAAUGACCAGCUUGUGUGCUCAGUGGCAGAUGCAGCGUCAUGCCACAGCCUACAGGGUAGUUAUAGAAUCCCGCCAGGAUACACAAAAACGAGAAUCUACUGUGAGUGGAGGGACAACCAGGCAUUGCUUCUAUGGCCUCCAGCCUGACACAGAAUAUAAAAUCAGUGUUUAUACAAAGCUCCAGGAGAUCGAGGGACCUAGUGUGAGCAUAAUGGAAAAAACACAGUCACUUCCUACUCAACCACCAACUUUUCCUCCAACCAUUCCACCAGCAAAAGAAGUAUGUAAAGCUGCAAAGGCAGAUCUGGUGUUUAUGGUGGAUGGAUCGUGGAGCAUUGGAGAUGAUAAUUUCAAUAAGAUCAUCAACUUUCUGUAUAGCACUGUUGGAGCCCUGAACAAAAUUGGCACAGAUGGAACUCAAGUAAGGCUAAUCGAUCAAUUAUUAAUUCAUUCUAUAUAUUCAAAAAUUAUUUCUCCAGCUCUUAUUAUGGCUAUUUGCUACAGCAUUUUUGCAGUUGGUGUGGCUGACGCAGAUUACUCGGAGUUGGUUAGCAUUGGCAGUAAGCCCAGUGCACGCCACGUCUUCUUUGUGGAUGACUUUGACGCCUUUAGGAAAAUUGAAGAUGAGUUAAUUACUUUUGUCUGUGAAACCGCAUCAGCAACCUGCCCACUGGUGCACAAGGAUGGCAUUGAUCUUGCAGAAGGAUUGCCUUCUGACUACACAAUCAGUUUUCUAUUCCGAAUUCUUCCUGAUACUCCACAGGAGCCAUUUGCUCUUUGGGAGAUUUUGAAUAAAAAUUCUGACCCAUUGGUUGGAGUCAUUUUAGAUAAAACACUUGCGGUGAUCACUAGGCUACACAUCGUUGUCAGUGAGACUUUGGCCAAAGUGGUUAUUGACUGCAAGCAAGUGGGUGAGAAGGCAAUUAAUGCAUCGGCUAAUAUUACAUCAGAUGGUGUAGAAGUUCUAGGGAGAAUGGUUCGAUCAAGAGGACCAAAUGGAAACUCUGCAUCAUUCCAGUUACAGAUGUUUGAUAUUGUUUGCUCCACAUCAUGGGCCAAUAAAGACAAAUGCUGUGAACUUCCAGGCCUGAGGGAUGAUGAGUCCUGCCCAGACCUUCCACAUUCCUGCUCCUGUUCUGAAACCAAUGAAGUGGCUCUAGGACCAGCAGGCCCACCAGGUGGUCCAGGACUCCGAGGACCAAAAGGCCAACAAGGUGAACCGGGCCCAAAGGGACCAGAUGGCCCUAGGGGUGAAACAGGCCCUCCAGGACCUCAGGGGCCCCCUGGACCUCAAGGACCAAGUGGUCUGUCCAUUCAAGGAAUGCCUGGAAUGCCAGGUGACAAAGGAGAGAAAGGAGAUACUGGCCUCCCUGGUCCACAGGGUAUCCCAGGAGGCGUUGGUUCACCAGGACGUGAUGGUUCACCAGGCCAGAGGGGCUUUCCAGGAAAGGAUGGUUCCUCUGGCCCUCCAGGACCACCAGGGCCAAUUGGCAUUCCUGGAGCUCCAGGGGUCCCAGGGAUCACAGGAAGCAUGGGACCGCAAGGCGCCCUGGGACCGCCUGGUGUCCCUGGACCAAAGGGGGAACGAGGAGAACGAGGCGACCUGCAGUCUCAAGCCAUGGUGAGAGCAGUGGCACGUCAAGUAUGUGAACAGCUCAUCCAGAGUCACAUGGCCAGGUACACAGCCAUCCUCAACCAGCUUCCCAGCCACUCCUCAUCCAUCCGGACCAUCCAGGGGCCUCCUGGGGAGCCUGGAAGACCAGGCUCACCUGGCACCCCUGGUGAACAAGGACCCCCAGGCACACCAGGUUUCCCAGGAAAUGCAGGCAUGCCAGGAUCCCCAGGAGAACGAGGUCUAACUGGUAUCAAGGGAGAAAAAGGAAGUCCAGGUGUUGGAACUCAAGGUCCAAGAGGCCCUCCUGGACCAGCAGGACCAUCAGGGGAGAGUCGGCCUGGCAGCCCUGGGCCCCCUGGCUCUCCUGGACCAAGGGGUCCGCCGGGUCAUCUGGGGGUGCCUGGACCACAAGGUCCUUCCGGUCAGCCUGGCUAUUGUGACCCGUCAUCAUGUUCUGCCUAUGGUGUGGGAGCUUCCCGUCCGGAUCAGCCAGAAUUCACCCCUGUACAAGAUGAGCUGGAAGCCCUGGAACUGUGGGGCCCCGGGAUCUGAUCACCUCAGGAGAACUUAGAAGACCAACUGCAAGAACUCUUAAGGAACCUUAUUUGAGAAAAUAUUGUCAUGUGGUUUGUAUGCUACUUCUGGGGGGCUCAUUUCAGCAGCCUAAAUUUCCUCUUUGGAUAAUAUUAAUAUUAUUGUUAUUAACAAAAAAAUAUAUUUUUAAAAAAAUCCCCUUAAUCUAUGACACUGUAGAAAUGAUUUCCCUUUGCUAUUUUAAUGGCAUGCCAGAUAAUUUGUUUUUCCAGAGAAUAGUGCUCAGAGAGGAAUUGGGAAAAAUAAAUUGAACCCUGGAAUCCUUUCUCUCAAGUUCUAAGAUGAACAAAACAGAUAUGAUCGUGUUUGAGGGAAAUGGGGCCCCAGCAGAAAACGAAUUCAAAGAGAGUCAAAGAUUAUACCAUUUACUCCUACCCCCAUGGGAAUGACCUUGCUGGUAAGAAAAAAGGGACAUUAUUGGAGAAACUACCUCUUGUUUAAUUGAUCUGUCCAACUCUGAGAUCACUUGGUAACUGGUUUCACGGGUAUCCAAAACUAAGUGUUAGAAUAUAACCUUUCUGAAUCUGGUAAUUUAAAAGAUAGAUUUAGUUUUUUCAGUGGUUUUUAACUGAUGCAAACUAAUGACUUUCUACCAGCUCUAAUGCAAAGGGAUCCAAUAUUGAUGAGCAAUUUAUCCAGCGUUAUGUUCCAGGGGCUGCCUCUCCUCAUCUACAGGGAUUACUUUGUACAUGAAGAUAAGUUGUUGCAAACCUAUUUCCAUUCCCUUUUGUAAGCAAAUAAAAAUUUAAAA